AUGGAAGGAUUUGACGAUCCUGGUGUAUUUUUCUCUGAUAAUUUUGGAGUAGAAGAAGGAGAAUCACAAGAUCAAAUUAACCUUCAAGCAGUUAAAAAGAAGUUCAAAGAGUUUAUGAGACAAUUUCACACAGGAAACUUUAAUUAUAAAUACAGGGAUGCUUUGAAAAGAAACUAUAACCUUCGUCAAUAUUGGGUAGAACUUAAUAUUGAAGACUUGUCUAGCUUUGAUGAAGUGCUGGCUGAAAAACUGUACAAAAAACCAACUGAACACAUACCUAUACUUGAAGAGGCAGCAAAGGAGUUAGCUGAUGAGCUCACUGCACCUAGACCAGAAGGAGAAGAAAAAGUAGAAGAUAUUCAGGUGCUGCUCUCAUCAGAUGCCCAUGCAUCUAACUUAAGAGAACUGAAGUCAGAAACAGUAUCCAGAUUGGUAAAAAUACCUGGUAUAGUUAUAUCAGCAUCUGCAAUCAAAGCAAAAGCUACAAAAAUAUCUAUUCAAUGCAGAUCAUGUCGUAAUAUGAUACCGAACUUGGCUGUCAAACCUGGACUUGAAGGAUAUGUUAUGCCUAGAAAAUGUAAUACAGAGCAAGCUGGACGACCAAAAUGCCCUCUAGAUCCAUAUUUCAUAGUGCCAGACAAAUGUAAAUGCAUUGACUAUCAGGUGCUAAAACUACAAGAAGCCCCAGAGAACAUUCCACAGGGAGAGAUGCCAAGACACCUGACUGUGUACUGUGAUCGUAUGCUCUGUGAACGAGUGGCCCCAGGGGCACGAGUUACUGUACUUGGUAUUUACUCUAUCAAGAAGAUCUCCAAAAUAGGGAGAGGUGACCGAGAAAAAGGCUCUGUUGGAGUUCGUUCAUCAUACCUUCGUGCGGUUGGUCUGUCAGCUGAAGAAGGGGUGACUGGAGGUCUCAGGCCUUUCACUCCUGAUGAAGAAGAACAGUUCCGAAGACUGGCUGCUGCGCCAGACAUAUAUGAAAGGAUAGCUGCUUCGAUUGCACCAAGUGUUUUUGGAGUUGUGGAUAUGAAGAAAGCUAUUGCUUGUUUGCUGUUUGGAGGUUCUCGCAAAAGGUUACCAGAUGGCCUAACCCGUCGUGGAGAUAUAAACAUACUAUUAUUGGGUGACCCCGGUACUGCCAAGUCCCAACUGCUGAAGUUUGUGGAGAAAGUGGCUCCCAUUGGAGUAUAUACUUCAGGGAAAGGAUCCAGUGCCGCCGGUCUUACAGCCUCUGUCAUACGCGAUCCGGCGAGUCGUAAUUUCGUGAUGGAAGGCGGUGCGAUGGUUCUGGCAGAUGGGGGCGUGGUCUGUAUUGACGAGUUCGACAAGAUGAGGGAAGACGACCGUGUCGCCAUCCACGAGGCUAUGGAGCAACAGACUAUUUCUAUCGCGAAGGCGGGCAUAACAACAACUCUAAACUCUCGUUGCUCAGUACUAGCGGCCGCCAACUCGGUGUUCGGGAGAUGGGACGACACGAAAGCGGACGACAAUAUAGACUUCAUGCCCACUAUUUUAUCUCGAUUCGAUAUGAUUUUCAUCGUCAAGGACGAACACGACCAGAAUAGGGACAUUACACUAGCUAAGCACAUAAUAUCAGUGCACAUGGGCGGUAACGCAGCGGAGCGCCAAAGCGCCGAGGGCGAACUCCCCUUGGCCGUACUGCGGCGGUAUUCCGCGUACUGCAGGGCCAGAUGUGGCCCUCGCUUAUCCGAGAGUGCUGCCCAAAGGCUGGCGGCCAGAUAUGUCUUGAUGCGCUCGGGGGCCUCGCUACAGGAACGACAGAUGGACAAACGACUCACUAUACCCAUUACUGUUCGGCAACUAGAAGCCAUAGUUCGUAUAUCGGAAUCAUUGGCGAAGAUGCAACUGCAGCCAUUCGCAACGGAAUCUCACGUGACGGAGGCUCUAAGGCUCUUCCAAGUGUCCACCCUGGACGCGGCCAUGACCGGCAGUUUAGCUGGAGCGGAAGGCUUCACAUCCGAAGAAGAUCAGGAGAUGUUGACCCGAAUCGAGAAACAAUUAAAACGUCGCUUCGCAGUCGGUUCUCAAGUAUCCGAGCAAACUAUUAUUCAAGAUUUCCUUAAACAAAAAUACCCAGAACGGGCCAUACUCAAAGUUGUUCAUACAAUGAUCAGGCGUGGAGAAUUACAGCAUCGCUUGCAAAGGAAAAUGCUGUACCGAUUGUCAUAA
Messenger RNA from Pieris macdunnoughi, 2190 nucleotides. The record is from the annotation of a GenBank genome assembly. NCBI's taxonomy places the organism in Eukaryota, Metazoa, Arthropoda, Insecta, Lepidoptera, Pieridae.